AACGAACCGAAAAAAAUACUUCUUGACAACUGGCAACUGAAUAUAACCCGUACAAUUUAUGUUGUACGGUUAAUCGAUGUGAAGUUUCUGGUAGAUUCAAUAUCAUAAAAUUUCCGGUUUAUAUGGUCUCAAAAAGCAUAUGGCGGACGAUUUAUUUUGCAUUGAAACCUGAUAAAUUCUUUUAGAUAAAAUAUGAUCAGAUUGUGACCGCUAAAGUGUAUUUGUUAUAUUUAGAUGAUAAUCGUUAGUUUUUAAUGUGUAAAUAAGUUUAUUAUACUUGAAGUUCUGUACAUAAUAUUUUGUUCGUGGACGUUUUCCGUAUUGUAUUGUGAAAAACGAAAAGUCUGUGAUAUAAACAAUACUUAGGUGAUAGAAUAAUUUUUCUCUAUACUUUUGUAAAUAUUGUAUAAAUAUUUUAGAAUUUUAGUAGAGUUAAUAUAUUGAACGAAGACUGAGUUUUUUGUGCGAGAUUGCGAGCUAUGUCAGCAGUGAGUUUAUUGUCUACACUUAAGGAGAAACCAACGGACGACAACCAAAACGAUGAAAUUAACCAGUCAGGUCAUGACGAAAAUUCAGUCUCUGGAGGCAAUGGCGACCCGGCAGUGUUGGCAAUGGGCCCGGUACGAAAGACGCUGACGUACACGCGCGACGAGCUGAUGCGUAUACGCAACUCGCCGCUCGUAAAGCAGGGUCUUGAAAACGCGUUCGCCGGGAAUGAAGUUAUGGCGCUAGUAUUAAAGAGACGAUCAGAGUCACCCCAUGAGGAAGAGAAAGGGGCGAAGGGCGACGCACCCAAUGAAAAUCAUAAGGGUAUCUUUCGUGAGCGGGAUCGCGAACGGCGUUCGGCCGAUCCGCGUGAGCGCGUGCGUAAAGAGAGUGAGAGCGGUGGGGGGAUAGUGUUGUCUCCCCAACGGCGUUUGUUCACUUCUGGUUGUGGAGCACCGGGUGCACCAGCCGCUCAACCGCCCCCCCAGCUGGCUAGAACACGCCCGGAGUCGCCCUUGUCUGCCACUGCCCCCCAAACUGUGCAGAAGACAGAGCAAGCUGGUCGCCGAAUCGGGUCGGGUAGGAUAAUGGUCCGCGACGUGCCAACAAGUGGUUGGGACGAGAACGAAUAUCGGCCAACAGCGGAGAUCUAUCGUCCACCCGGCGCGAUGCGCGAGCGUGAGCGCGAACGCGACCGUGAUCGUGAGCGUGACCGUGACCGUGAUCGUGACCGCGACGACCGCCGUGAUGACCGACGAACCAAUGGUGAUAGGUUUGAGCGACGUUCAUUCGGAAGAGAUUCUUUCUCUUCUGACAUGAAACGGGAGAGAGACGACAGAUUUAACAACGACAAGCACCGAGACAGGGAGGACAAUCGCAGAUCAGGUGGACGAUACGGUAGACGGUAUGACAAAGAAGAUGAGCCCGAAUGGUUUAGCGGAGGACCGACGUCUCAGUUGGAGACGAUUGAGUUGCGGGGCUUCGACGAACCUGUUAAGAAGACUAAUGGCAAGGAAAAGGAAAAUGAGAAAUGGAAUAACAACAAUGGGUCUCAGUCGCCUGCGGAGAAGUGGAGAAAGGAAACGUCUUCCCCAAAUCAGACUGAGACUGCGAAUACAACUAGUGAUAAGGAUUCAGGUGUGGAAUCCAAACCCGAGGAACCGGCUGUCAAUAAUGAUCAACCCGAUUUUAAUUUGGACGAAUUCCUCCAAUUCGACCAAAUACCCGACGUGCUUACUAAUGGCACAGGAGAUACUGAAGAGAGCAGAUUCAGUCGGUGGUUCCGGAGAGAGAGUCCCACGAAUGAUUCGAAGCACUAUGAAAGACUUAUGCAUAAUAUGGUUGAUGAUCUCGAUAAUUCAACCAAAAUAGAACCACCUACUAGUACGAUGAAUAUGAGCGGAAUGCCCAUGGGCGGCGGUAUGCUUAAUGGUGUGACCGCUAUGAAUAACUUGCCCAUGGGCGGCUUCAUGGAGCAGCCGUUUAAUCCACCUACCAGCACGCCAUCUUUGUUGGACCUGCUGAGGGCGAACCCAUAUCCGGAUGAACGAUCAGAGUUGAAUCCGAACGUAAGCGGUAAGAUUCACAGCUUAGAAGAGCUCGAAGCUCGUCUGCGACCGCAGCCACCUGCGCAUGCGCAACCGCCGCCAGCUGAAAGAGACUUGUCUGCCUUCAAACGACUCCUAGCUCAAGUAUCGGGCGGUCACGUGGUACCCGCGGAUCGUGCGCGUGCGCCGCCAACCGCGCAUCAUGCUCACCACAACGCGCCCGCGCAGCCCAUGAGCCUUUUGCAGAUGUUGAACAAAAGUUUGGAAAAGCAACAGCAGCAACAGCAGCAGCAGCAGCAGCAACAACAACAGCAGCAGCAGAAGGUGCAGCAGCAGCCGCACAUCCCACCGGAGCUCCUAUACAAGCUCCUACAUGUACAGCGGCAGCAACAAGCGCCGAGUAGCGAGAUGGGGCCUGUGGGUCUUUCGAAUGCUGAUAGAGAACUGCUACAGCGGCCUGAAGCCCAAGCUAUCAUACAUGGUCUAAAAGCCGGUGAGAUAACAGUUCAGCAUCUGAUGCAGCAGCUGGGUAACCCUGGUCUGCAAAGCAGGCAUCGGGAAGUCUUGCUCACCAUACUCCGGUUGAACCAUCAGAGACAGCAAAUGGUCGGAUCCCCUCUUCCAAAUGUGAACCCUCAUCUCGGAGUCUCUCAUCAUCAGCCACUGAGGCUCUCACCAGUGCCGCAGACAGCUUUUUGCAUGUCACCGAUGAUGGCUAGUCCAAACCCGCUCGGAACUCACCAACAAGGUCGUAUACCGUCCCCACGGGAGAUGAUCCACUCGCAGUCGCUGAUGCAGGGCGCGAUUCUCAAGAAGAAGCUGGAGGAACGCCAUCGACGUGAGAUGCAGCAGCAGCAGAUCAAGCAUCCCACACCCAUCUCGUUCACACCCACCUCGGUGUUACGCAAGAUGACAGCAGAGAAGGAGUCGGACGCCCCAAGCCCUAAGCAGUGGAGCCAACCCCAUAAGCUACCCCAAGGCAGGCCCAUUGUUAAGGGAAACCAAAGCGGUGGAGCGCCCAUGGGCUACGCUCCUUCACCCAGUGAAUAUCACUACAUGAGCCAACAGCAAAUGUCUGGUGUACGUCAAUUCCCUCACCAACAAUCGAGACAACCGGUUAAUAAUACGUUUAACAUGAACAUGAGCCGAGGAAUGUCGGGCGGUACCACGCUGCAUCAGCUUCUAGUGAAUUCGCACCAGAGGUCGUUGAACGAAGUGAACAGCGGUGGUGGUGACAAUCAGCUAGCCAAGUGGUUUUCGCCGGAAUUACUUGCGCGUGCGUCCGAGGGCAAACUUCCAUCAGUGCACGUACCUAAUGCCCUCUCCUUAGAAGACCUUGAGCGACACCACCACUCACCAGCGCCGCCGGUGCGCAACUGAGUCCGAUGACGCGAUUUGUAACUCUCCUACCCUCCAUUUUGUUCUAUUUUUUAAAAUUUAUGCGGGUAGAACCGGCAUGACUGAUUUUUGACGGAAUUGGACAAUUCCGAAAGUGAAGAAUUCGGAAUACCGUUUACGGAAUAUUCUCAUCUUUUAAUUUUAAAAAUUUAAAUCACUCGUCGUGGCCCGAAUUUACAAGCCAGAGUUUGAAAAGUUGCAGUUACCAUUUACAAGCGAAAUAACAGCAAUAACAUGUGUCUUAUAUUAUAAAUUUUACAAAGCAUAAAUAUAGCGAUGGUUGGAAUUUAAGUGGUCUCAAAAUUACUAUAUAUUUCAAAAUGAGACCUUAUCAGCUAUUAAUCGAAAAAUGGUAAUUAAAAAUUGGCCAGAUGCUGCUGAGAUGAAGAUUGUAUUGAUGCGGUGAUUUCAAAACGACUCAAAGAUGGAGAAUAAUUGCUGGUACAAUUAGUUUCUUUCCGGUAACUUUUUUUUUGUCGAAUAGGACUUUUUUCUGUCAAACGAAAUGCUCGUUGAUAAAGUUUUGACAAUCUUGUGUUUUUGAGCGAGUUUCAUCGCAUACUCACAAAUUGUUACGAAAUUAUGUAAUGGUUUUACAAUUGAAAAUAAUUUGUUUUUCGACUGCAUCCAAUAAAAACGUGUGAAAUAUUUUUAUUGGAUGCAGUUGGAUUAAGGUUCUGGCAGAUAUUCCAAUUUUCAAUUAUCGCAAAACUUGCUACUUGGGUUGUUUGACAAAUUAAAUUGUGUGAUGGCAGAACAUGAUUUUGUAAAAAUACCUAAAAUCCAUGUUGGAGGAAUCCGUCGACAAAUAAUUUGACUAAAGAAUGUAUUUAUUGCCUUUUAGGUAAAGUGAUAGUCUCCGGAAUAUGAAAUGUUUAAGUAACUCUUAUUAGUGUACUUUUUGAUAUAGCAUGCUACAAACGAACAAAGUUGUUUUUACAUUCGAGUACCGCUGACAAUGGCCGUUGAGCAAUUGGGCAAUUCAUAUUUAUUCAAUCACUUCUCGUUAAUUUGCCUUAUAUUGCUUACGAAACUUGCAUUCAUCAAAACGCGAAUAAUCCAUUUUUAUUAUAUCAAUGCAGAGCAUAUACCAAGAGCUAAAUUUAUGUUUAGCACCGCUUCGAGCAUGGUGUACUCAGGUGGUAUUAAUGUAAGCUUAGCUUUUGGUCUAUAAUAAGAUGACGAGUUGAGACCUGGGCCUGUCAAUUAUAUUUUUAUUUCCAUUCGAUCACCCGUCCAAACGUUUCGGCUCAUCUUAUGCAAUACAAACCUAAGGUCAAUAGAAAGAAAUAACUAGUAAAUGUAUAGGCGAUUUGACGCAAGUAAUUAAGGGUCUCGUUUUAUGUGGAAAUUAAAACUGAUAAUAAUAUUCUACAUUACAUACAGAUUUCUAUCAGUUUAAAUUUUGAGAUUUCGGUCAAUCAUGUGUCCUUUGAUACUAUUUUUUUAUUAAUUCACAUCUAUUACAUGAGGCUUUGGUUAAACCAAGAUAAAUUAAAGUAGGUCUUAGUAAUAAAUGGAAAUGUAUAAAAUGUCUUGAUCUUAUCGCAAAAAGUCAAUUUUGCGGUAACGUAAUUUUAGUCCAAUUAGGAGUCUAAAAUGUUCAAAGACUGGCAUGUUUGCGUUGCGAGCAAGUUGACUUUUUAGGGAGUAGUGAUAUACGAAGAAACGAUUAAGGCGCUCUGAAGUCGCUCAAUAAAACAGAUUGUCAGCUUUAAAUUAUUAAAGAAAAAUUCAAAGUUU
This is a messenger RNA of Pieris rapae (cabbage white), 5174 nucleotides long. Its product is annotated as eukaryotic translation initiation factor 4E transporter. Bases 480 to 3413 code for a protein of 977 amino acids. Gene Ontology annotation, cellular component: nucleus; cytoplasm. Gene Ontology annotation, molecular function: mRNA binding. Gene Ontology annotation, biological process: negative regulation of translation. The record is from RefSeq and is a predicted model, not a curated record. Lineage: Eukaryota; Metazoa; Arthropoda; Insecta; Lepidoptera; Pieridae. The transcript is spliced from 25 exons.